UCGUGUAGAUGAUCCUUUAGUGCUAGCAGGCUUGGCCAAUGGAAAGGUAGCUUUGUAUCCCAUUUCGGAGAUUUUACAGGAACCAACCAUGGACCCAAUAGAAAUGAAACUUGGUGAAGCACAUGAGCCAGUUCGAUGUAUCAUGCGCAGUGGUUCUGAUCGUAAGGUCAUUGCAUCAUGUGGAACAAAGGUCGUCGUCCUGGAUACCAGAAUCUGUGUGGCAGUAGAGAAUAUUUUUGAUACAGUUGAAGGAAGCAACCCAGCCUCAGCUCCGAUCACCUCCAUGGCGUGUGGUCGUCAGCUGUUCCUUGCCCAUCGUGGCAGCGACGUGCUUGAAGCCUGGGAUGUUGCACGGACCAGGAAGAAAAUCUCUCUCAAUAUCAGUGACACUUUCAAACUGCCAGUGAAAGAUGCUCGUAUCACCUCUCUGGUGCUCCAUGAGCAGAAGACUUUGUGGGUGGGCACCGGCGGUGGCCACAUGGCUUUGAUUGAUGUCACCAGCUGGGCUCCAAUCAUUUGUACUCACAGGCACACUGGCUCUAUCAGGUCUCUUCUCACUGUCAAACUCAAGAGUACAGCCAGAUAUGGUGCUAAUUCUGGAACCUCUGUGGCAGAAGAAGAGGAGAAGACAAAUGAGAAAAGGUACAAGACUUACAUUCAGUAUGGGUGCAUUGGAGUCUGGGAUGCUGAUUUUCCUCAGACAUUCAAACAGCUUUCUGACUGGUCCAAGAAAAGGAAGGAGCUGUGUGAAACGUCUCGUAGACUAACCUUAUAA
Messenger RNA from Candidula unifasciata, 775 nucleotides. The record is from the annotation of a GenBank genome assembly. NCBI's taxonomy places the organism in Eukaryota, Metazoa, Mollusca, Gastropoda, Stylommatophora, Geomitridae.